Dichomitus squalens LYAD-421 SS1 is the source of this 762-nucleotide messenger RNA. RefSeq names its product kinase. The record is from RefSeq and is a predicted model, not a curated record. Gene Ontology annotation, molecular function: protein kinase activity; ATP binding. Gene Ontology annotation, biological process: protein phosphorylation. Lineage: Eukaryota; Fungi; Basidiomycota; Agaricomycetes; Polyporales; Polyporaceae. Bases 1 to 762 code for a protein of 253 amino acids. The transcript is spliced from 5 exons.
AUGGGUGCUGGGUCGUUCGGCAAAGUGUACCUUGGCAUGGAUGCGGCGACAGGUCUGCUCAUGGCUGUGAAACAAGUCGAGCUCCCGACCGGCUCUGCUCCGAACGAGGAGCGGAAGAAAUCCAUGCUCAGCGCGCUCGAGCGGGAGAUUGAGCUGUUGCGCGAUCUCCACCAUGAGAACAUUGUGCAAUAUCAUUCUUCCUGCAUCGACGAUGAUCAUCUCAAUAUCUUCUUGGAGUACGUUCCCGGCGGCUCCGGCGCGUUCGAGGAGCCGCUUGUACGCAAUAUGGUUCGCCAGAUCUUGCUCGGCCUCAGCUAUCUUCACGAGCGUGAUAUCAUCCACCGAGACAUUAAAGGGGCUAACGUGCUUGUCGACAACAAGGGCAUUAGUAAGAUCUCCGACUUCAGUUUAUCGAAGAAGCUAGAGGAUAGUAAGUCGAUCUCCAGUCCAGUUCGUGCGGGUUCAGUCUUCUGGAUGGCGCCCGAAGUCGUGCAGCAGAAGGCUUAUACGUUUAAGGCGGAUAUCUGGAGUGUCGGCUGCUUGGUCGUUGAGAUGUUGACAGGCGAACAUCCGUGGCCGCACCUCUCCCAGAUGGAAGCCGUCUCUCAGGUUGGCUCCGCUAAGGCGAAGCCCCCUAUACCGCCAGACAUCUCCGCCGAGGCCGUUAAUUUCCUGGAGCUCACGUUCGAACUCGAUCACGAGCUCCGUCCUUCCGCUGCCGACCUCCUCAAGCAUCCCUGGAUUGCCAACACGCCGCACUGA